Linum trigynum is the source of this 4065-nucleotide messenger RNA. The record is from the annotation of a GenBank genome assembly. NCBI's taxonomy places the organism in Eukaryota, Viridiplantae, Streptophyta, Magnoliopsida, Malpighiales, Linaceae.
CCCUUCUUAAACCCUUUCUUCUUCAGUCUCGUCGGACGUCAGAGCUUUUAAUCUCUCUCUUACUCGCAAACAAUCUCUCUCAGUUUCGCUCUUCAUCUCUUUCCGCCAAUCUCAAAUUACUCGCUGUGGAAUUGACCAUCAAAAGAAUGGCUGAAGCUAUGGAUUCUGAUUCCGGCGGAUGCGCCCUUCCCGCCGUCCGCUCAGAGGAAAUCCCCGAAUCUUGCUCUCCGCUUCCCGCGAUGAAAGAUUCGCCCCAGCCAUUAUCGCCCAUCGUCGCUGGUCCAUCUACUGCAGCCGAAGAAGAUGGUCGUUUGCUUCUUGAGGGCAACAAUCCCAGUUCUCAUCCUCUCGAGAAGGCUGGAUGCGUAGUUUGUGAAGAACUGGUUGAUGACCAUGCUCAAGAAGCGCUGGUUCUUGGUCCCUGUGGAGGCAAGAUGGUAACUUGUCCUAAUCCGAUUUCUGGGUACUCCGACGCUGCUGAAGAUGUCGACGGUAGAGUGGAGAUUUCGGGCGGGGAGAGUUUGUUGGAGGCCAAGAAGAAAAAAUUGCUGGCUGACCUUGAAGGUGGAGCGAUCUUUAAAGGGAAAACCUUCCUGGGAAAUGUGGUGGGUGCUUCCAAUGGAUUUGAGGAGUCUGAUGGACCUUCUCUCAAGGUUCAAGUAAUUGAUGAUACCGUGCUGAUCGAACCGGUUGCUGUAUUUCGAAACGUUCAGAACGGGAGGCAGCAGGUGAAUGGGGGAAACGGGAAGAGGAAUGGGAAUCAAGGUGCUGCUGAUGGGAAGAAGAAGAGGCCAAGAAAGAAGGGGAGAGAUUUGAUUAAGGGGAACAUGAAUCAAGAUUUUGUGUCUGAAAAUUGUAGCGCUGAAGGAUUGUAUCCGGCGAAUGGAAAGUAUUCGAGGAAAGAUUUGGAGGAGAUGAGGUUUAUGAACAUUGUGGAGCAAAGGAGAAUCUGGAGAAGUAUAUACAAUGGAUUAGGGGCUGCUGUUGUGAAGGAGUAUGAGGAGUUGGCUUGCUCAAGGAGCCAGAAGAACUUGCACCACCGGAACUUUGAUUCCUCCAGGCAUCCACUCUUUGGAAGUCAAACUGCUGCUGCUGGCGCGUCAGGUGUUCCUGGGGAAGAACAGUCUUCCAAAAAUGGUGGUGAUGACUUAGAAAACUUGGAAGAAGUUGAUAGAGAGAAUUGUAGUUCGGUUUCUUCCUGCAGUCAUGAUAUCGCGGGUGGUCAAACUCCAGAUACAGUUGCUGAAGGGCAAUAUGAUGAAGAAGAUGAUAGCGAUGAUGAUUAUGCUAGCAUCCAAAAACCAGCUUUUCAUAUAGAAGGAGAACCGGAUUUCGAUUCUGGACCUCCGGAAGAUGGAUUAGAAUAUCUAAGGCGUGUUAGGUGGGAAGCUGCUCGUAUUCCGAAAGUCAAAGUCGCCAAGCUUGAUCAGCAUAAGAUUCAGAAAGAGCAAAGUGUUUAUAUGCCUCAGAUACCCGAUAUUCCCAAGUGUCCAGACCAUCUGCUGCCUUCAAAAACUUGGGAAGACGCAUUCCUGUCCGACUUUUCACAGCUGCGACUGUUGUUGGCAAGAGAUGAAGAAUCUGACGAUCUGAUUUCUCAUAAGCCUCCGUCAGUCACCAUAGGCCACGAGCAGGAUGAUGAAGCUCAGUUCCAUCUGCUUACCGAGAACAUCAUUCUCGAAAAUGUUAAUCAGCUCUAUCCAGAAAGCCUCGAUCCCAAUGGUCCCUCUGAGGGAUCCAUUCUCGAGAACGCAGCUGAUCAUGUACCAUCAGUAUCGCAAGCGGUCACCGACGAGGUUGAUAAGCCACCUGCAGCUUCUCCCACUCCAGCAGCUACCACAGCCAGGGUCAAUGAGAGUUCAACCAGUCACCCAACCUUAUCAGCGAUCCGAGCAAUGGACUCUGUGGUUCGAAUCUCCACUCUCAAGAAAAGGAUCAGCUCUGCAGAGAGCGUGACGACAACCAGUUUAUCGAAGAACGACUGCCUGUGGCUGUUUGCUCUUUGCGCAGCAGUCGAUACUCCGCUGCUCGCUGAUACCAGCGCUGCCAUUCGUGGGCUUCUCCGCAAAUGUGCAAGCCUUCGAGCUGCCAAGUCCGAGCUGGACGAUGAGGUAGUGAUGUUGAAUAUCCUGGCGACCAUCUGUGGCAGAUAUUUUGGGCAGGCUGAAUGCUGCUGAAACACACUAUUUCAACAGAUAAUCAGUUCUUUGUCAGAUAGAAGACUCAGCUUGUGCUUGUGCCAAUCUCAAUAAACCCUAGCUACUAUAGAGCCUAGAGUCGUUGAACCAAUUGGUUCAACUUUCAAUAGUUCGAGUUGUGGGAAAAAAAUCAAUUAUAAAAUCUUGUACUAUGUUUUUUGUUGUUGGUAGAAAGACGGACGAAACUCGUCCUAGUUCAUACUAUUAACCAAACGGGAAGUAGAAACUCCCAAAACAUCAUACAACAUCCAAUAUUCGAGCUGAGGGUCGCACACAUUGAAAUUAUGUGUGCCAAAAUCCAUUCAAUGUGUGCCAAAAUCCAUCUCAUGCCCCUUAGAAGCUAAAAUCCGGUCCAUCAAGCUCCAAUAAAAAUAAAGUCGCUUACACAAUAAUAAAACUAUUACAAAUAGUGAUUUUAGGUAAGAUAUAAAAUUCAUAAUUUAUAUUCUCUCAACAACUCAAAUUAUUUGGGUCAAAUAAUUUAUAACCCGACAUCAUAACAAUAUUUGACCAAGAAAUAAUCAAUGUGUGAAUAUCCACAACUCGAUUUAACACAAAGUAAAAGGAAAAUGUGCAGAUUGUAACUAUUAGCGACUAAUAUUUCAAGUGAGAGCCUCAUCCUUUGAAUUUUCGCCCUACAUUGGAUCACAAUCACAUGAUACAUGACUACGUGCGUAUAACAGAAGGAAAUAAUUCAUCGAACUAAAAAAAGGAAAUUAUUCACAGUACAAUCACAGAUUUCGGGCGAUUUAUUUGAAAUGCGAUUUUCUUUCGAUUCUGAAGGCUACAGAUCACAGGAAUCAGGCCGAGGCUAUUCUCCACCGAUAAUGAAGUCUAUUGAUCCUAUUCUCCACGGAUGAUAAGUCCGUUAAGCAUCGAUUUGGGCCAAUUUAUUUUCGGAUGACAUUUUCGUAAUUUCUUGGGCGACGAAAUGCCAUUUUCUUUGGGUAUUGAAGGCUACAGAUCACGGAUUCGCCCUGAGGCUAUUCUCCAACGAUGAUUGAGUCCAUUAAGCACCAAUUUGGGCGGAUUUAUUCCGGGUCAAUUUUUGGCAGAUUCCAAAGGGGUACCAUCACAGAUUUCGGACGAUUUAUCCGAAAUGCCAUUUUCUUUCGAUUCUGGAGGCUACAAAACACGGAAUCAGGCCGAGGCUAUUCUCCACCGAUAAUGAAAUCUAUUGAUCCUAUUCUCCACAGCUGAUAAGUCCGUUAAGCAUCGAUUUGGGCCAAUUUAUUUUCGGAUGACAUUUUCUUAAUUUCUUGGGCGACGAAAGGACAUUUUCUUUGGGUAUUGAAGAAUACAGAUCACAGAUUCGGCCUGAGGCUAUUCUCCAACGAUGAUUGAGUCCAUUAAGCACCGAUUUGGGCGGAUUUAUUCCGAGUCAAUUUUUGGCAGAUUCCAAAGGGGUACCAUCACAGAUUUCGGACGAUUUAUCCGAAAUGCCAUUUUCUUUCGAUUCUGGAGGCUACAAAUCACAGAAUCAGGCCGAGGCUAUUCUCCACCAAUAAUGAAGUCUAUUGAUCAUAUUCUCCACGGAUGAUAAGUCCGUUAAGCAUCGAUUUGGGCCAAUUUAAUUUCGGAUGACAUUUUUCGUAAUUUCUUGGGCGACGAAAGGCCAUUUUCUUUGGGUAUUGAAGGCUACAGAUCAUGGAUUCGGCCUGAGGCUAUUCUCCAACGAUGAUUGAGUCCAUUAAGCACCGAUUUGGGCGGAUUUAUUCCGGGUUAAUUUUUGGCAGAUUCCAAAGGGGUACCAUCACAGAUUUCGGGCGAUUUAUCCGAAAUGCCAUUUUCUUUCGAUUCUGGAGGCUACAGGUCACGGAAUCAGGCCGAGGCUAUUCUCCACCGAUAAUGAAGUCUAUUGAUCCUA